Messenger RNA from Plenodomus lingam JN3, 594 nucleotides. RefSeq lists its product as uncharacterized. NCBI's taxonomy places the organism in Eukaryota, Fungi, Ascomycota, Dothideomycetes, Pleosporales, Leptosphaeriaceae. Gene Ontology annotation, molecular function: protein kinase activity; ATP binding. The record is from RefSeq and is a predicted model, not a curated record. Gene Ontology annotation, biological process: protein phosphorylation.
AUGUCAGCCAUUAGUCCAAGCACACAAUGGCGAUGGAUCCAGCAAAUUUCCAGUGGCCUAGCCUGGAUUGAGGACCUUGGUUAUGCCCACGGGGAUCUUCGGCCGGCAAACAUAUUUCUUGGCACCAAGGAAGAAGUCAGACUGGGGGAUUUCGAUUCAACAGUGAAGAGGGGCGAACAGCUUGUGGUAGUGAGCGAGCCGUUUUGCAAGAUGAACGAAGACUACGAGCCUCCCUUGGCUGGCCCAGUCACUGAGCAAUUCUCCCUGGCAUCUUGCAUUUACACGAUCCGAUUUGGCCACAAACCCUUCUAUAGUCUUGAAGCACCUAUCAGGGUCCGACGACUCAUAAUGAAUCAAUUUCCUUCGACCAAAGCAGACGUUAUCAUCGGCGACUUGACACAGAAAUGUUGGGACGGCGGUUACCAUUCAGUUAAGGCGGUGGAACUCGAGGUUAUUUCUCUACUUGAGAAGCACAUAGGCGUAAAGAGACAUUUAGGAAACGACAAGCUAGUUUUGGAUGACAUGAAAGCACAGUGUACCGCCUUUCUAGAAAAGGAGGCUAGAGCAAGCACAUUACAGGUUUUGUAUACCUAA